This is a messenger RNA of Rhipicephalus sanguineus (brown dog tick), 506 nucleotides long. RefSeq names its product proteasome activator complex subunit 3. The record is from RefSeq and is a predicted model, not a curated record. Gene Ontology annotation, biological process: regulation of G1/S transition of mitotic cell cycle; positive regulation of endopeptidase activity; regulation of proteasomal protein catabolic process. Gene Ontology annotation, molecular function: endopeptidase activator activity. Lineage: Eukaryota; Metazoa; Arthropoda; Arachnida; Ixodida; Ixodidae. Gene Ontology annotation, cellular component: proteasome activator complex; cytoplasm; nucleoplasm.
GUACCAAGGUGUUGGUCCUACCAACAGGCUCAGUCGGCACUAACAACCACAUCGUCAGCAUUGUCGAUAUCGUCAAGCCGAAGAUAUGGCAGCUUGUAGAUGACACCAACAUUUUGAAAAUGUGGAUACAGUUUCUUAUACCAAGAAUCGAAGAUGGAAACAACUUUGGUGUCUCCAUACAGGAAGAUGCCUUGACAGAAAUUAGAGCGGUGGAGGGUGAGGCGGCAGCAUUCUUUGACCAGAUAUCCCGGUACUUCCUGACGCGGGGCAAGAUUAUUGCCAAGGUGGCCAAGUAUCCACAUGUGGAGGACUUUAGACGCACCGUGCAAGAAUUGGAUGAGAAGCAGUACGUGAGCCUGCGCCUGGUUCUUUGUGAACUCAAGAACCACUAUGCGACUCUCCACGACUUGAUCACUAAGAACUUGGAAAAGAUCAAGAGGCCACGAAGCAGCAAUGCUGAAAACAUGUACUAGCUUUUACAUUAUUAAUAAAGGCAAAAACCGGUA